Molecule: messenger RNA, 885 nt
Organism: Dichotomopilus funicola
Lineage: Eukaryota; Fungi; Ascomycota; Sordariomycetes; Sordariales; Chaetomiaceae
Exons: 2
Coding region: 1-885 (294 amino acids)
Source: RefSeq, a predicted model, not a curated record
AUGGUAUUUCGACCAAGACCUACCGACGAUGGAACAGAUCUGCCCAUCCCCAAUGGCGCUCGCAACCGGGGCGGCUCGAUCAUUGUCUGGUCCGGCCAUCCUGGAAAACAGCCAGUCCAUCCAUGGCAUAACGCCCAGGCCAACCACCAAAAAGGAUCCGUCGUAUUAGGCAAUGGGCUGAACGAGCUAGAAGCGUCCCCAUCAGGGUCGCCAUUAUCACCAUCGGCAUCAUCACUUCAGAAUCGCCGAAUAUUCAACCUCCGCCCAUCCACAUUGAUACUCUCCUGCAUUCUCUUCCUCGUCACCUCGGCUUUAAUCGUGGUCGGCACCCUUCUCGGCAGCAAAAUCGCCAAGCUUGAGAACACAAUCCCCGGACUCGCGCUUCACAGCAGCCCAGAUAGCGCGAACCAAACAUCACCAGGCCAUAACCAAAACUCACCAUCAUCCUCUUCCACAUCCUCCUCACCCUCAGCAACCACCACUUACGCCGCAUCACCAUCCGACCUACCACCCCCCUUACCGCCCACCAUCUCCGUCUCGGGCUGGACCUAUCUCGGUUGCUACUACGACUCCGAAGUCCGCAUUUUACCAGAUGCCUUCCUCUCCGCCGUCAACAUGACCAACCAGGUCUGCUCCGAGUACUGUACCAACAGCUACACGAACAAAAACAACAACAACAGCAACAACCAACGCCGCAGGACGGCCCCACGGCACUUCGGCACUCAGGUCGCCCUGCAAUGCUACUGCGGCACUGCCGACAACGCCGUGCUAGCGACGCGGCGGGCGCCCGACUGGCAGUGCAUGCACCAGUGUGCGGGCCGGAUGAGUGCCGCGGAACGGUGCGGUGGGGAUUGGGCGCUGACGUUGUGGGAGAGGGAUGGGUGA